AUCUAAAUAAGAGAAAAUGGGUAGUAGGGUAGACAUCUUAUUUCUUUCACUUCCACAGGAAUGGACGAAUCACAUUGCUCAGCUUGACACUGCAAUUGAGCGUCACGUUACUACCUUUUGCAAACCCAACAUAACGGAAAAAAGAAACUUCUACGUUUAAUUUCUUUCCAGAACCUUCUCUUCUUUCUGUUUUGGGUUUUGAGAAGCCAUGGCAGCGGAGACUCAGAGAUCCACGGGCACAGUGAAAUGGUUCAACGCACAGAAGGGUUUCGGAUUCAUAGCUCCCGACGAUGGCGGCGAGGAUCUCUUCGUCCACCACUCUGCCAUUCGAUCCGACGGUUACCGUACACUCUCCGAGGGCCAGCCGGUUGAGUUUGCCGUUGAUUACGGCGACGCCGGCAGAACUAAGGCCGUCGAUGUCUCUUCCAUGGCUAGAUCUCGCCCGUUUGGUGGUGGCUUUCGAGGUGGAGGGGGAAGAGGAGGAAGAGGAAGAGGUGGUGGAAGGUUCGGUGGGCGUUAUGGCGGCGGUGAAGGCCGGGGCGACGGUGACGGUUACAGUUACGGAAGAGGUGGAGGCGGUGGUCGUAGAGGAGGAGGUUAUGGCGGUGGAGGAGGCCCUGAGUGUUACAACUGUGGACGAACAGGUCACUUGGCGAGAGACUGUUACCAGGGACAGGGUGGUGGAAACCGGAGACGAGGCGGCGGCGGCGGAAGCGGCGGCGGUGGUGGUGGAGGUUGUUUUAACUGUGGGGAGAAAGGGCAUUUUGCGAGAGAAUGUCCGAACGCUGAAAAUUGAGUGUUGAUUCUGAUCUUUGAAUUCUGUUACUGUUUGUUGGGUACAUAGAUUCUGCAGAUUGUGCGCACAAGAGUAUUUUAUUGUUAAUUUUAAUUUUCA
Arachis stenosperma is the source of this 895-nucleotide messenger RNA. Its product is annotated as glycine-rich protein 2-like. The coding region runs from base 209 to 796 and encodes 195 amino acids. Gene Ontology annotation, molecular function: zinc ion binding; nucleic acid binding. The record is from RefSeq and is a predicted model, not a curated record. The transcript has a single exon. NCBI's taxonomy places the organism in Eukaryota, Viridiplantae, Streptophyta, Magnoliopsida, Fabales, Fabaceae.